CUCAUGUUGACGCCAGCAGCCCCAGUUGCUCUGGCCUCUUUCGUUGCUUCGUGUGUGUGUCGGUUGGCAAGAGCAAACAGGAGGCUGUCUUACCUGGCUGAAGCGCAGACGUGUCGUGCCCUCAUCUCAUCAUUGUCCGAUCGUGUCAGAGGUCGCGUCGUGUCAACAUCUCAUCUUCACCGACUCCAGCAGAAAGAUGGAAGUGGGGCGAUGAUGGACGGCACACAGGAGAUUGAGAGAGAGAGCUUGGCAGCGUCGAGCUAUAAGACGCACGAAGUGAUCCCUCUCCCUCAUCAAGUACUCCACCCUCGUAACACCUGCAUCCUCGUGGGCCAUGAACGCUGCCACUCCCACCCGCCUUAGCUUUGCGAGCCUCUCUUCAUCGACCGUCUUUGGUCCUGCGACCGUUUUCCUCGCCCCGCCUCCCACUCGUGGUGAGGGAUCUCCCUGCCGCACCCCUGCUCAUCACCGCCGCUGCCUCCGAGUCUUUACUCGUCAGCACGCUGAGCGUGAGCAGGUCACCGCCGACGAUGCUUCGGACGCCGGAUCCAAUGCAACCCUUAUAGGAGAUGCUGAGCCCAAGGUCAAGGCAGGAGAGUCGCCUACUGCAGCCCACUCCAUGAACAACAUUGAGUCCCACCUCCCGCACCUCAAUUUCGCACACAUCCGCCAGCUCGAAGCCCGUCGUCGCCAGAAGGACAUUCACGCCUCGUGGCUCCAUCACGCCGGCCUGGAUGUCGACGAUGAAAGCAAGAGUGGGCUGCGACCUCACUGCACCGUCGAGGAGCUAAGAGCCGGCCUGGACGACUUCUUUGGCAGACCAGCGGCGCCUCGCUCACGAGUCGAGAAGGCGAAGCAGCCUCGGGAUGAUGACAAAGUCAAGGGCGACAAGCGUAAGCUGAAGCUCAUUCGCAAGGUCAAGAGCCUGCACUGGAUGGUCUGAUGCCGCAGAUCCGUCCAGACCGAACUUUUACGAUCGUAACGUCAUCAUCAUCGAGCAACAGCUGACCGCAAGCCGGCGUCCGACCCGACUCUGUCACCCAGAAGUCGUCGUCGUCGUCUCGUCAUGACUUGCUCCCCUUCACUACCUUGCUGUCCCCGUCUUUGUCAUCUCUCAAACUGUAAAUUCAUGAACAUCCCCCUCCUUUCUCGUGAUAAUCGACGAAUCAU
Molecule: messenger RNA, 1170 nt
Organism: Jaminaea rosea
Lineage: Eukaryota; Fungi; Basidiomycota; Exobasidiomycetes; Microstromatales
Exons: 2
Coding region: 335-943 (202 amino acids)
Source: RefSeq, a predicted model, not a curated record